AUGGGUUUGCGCGCAUUCUCCAGUCACAUCAUCCCCCAGUGGACCAAUAGCCUUGCUUCCAGCUUAUCGAUUUCAGCACACGCAUGCACCACCACUGCCCGUUUCUCUGGCCAGUUUCAUUUCUACCCGUCCUUUCACUUGACUUUUACGUACACGGGUCUACCAAUGGAGGCGAUAAAGAAAAAGAUGCUGGCUAUGAAGUUGGACAAGGAGAAUGCCAUUGACCUGGCGGAUCAGUUGGAGGAGCAGUUGAAGGAGAAGGAGAUGGAGAUGUCGAAGAAGGAGGAGGAGAUGGGUGAUGUAGUGAAGCGUUACCAGGGUCUGGAGGCUGAGAAGGAAGCAGCUGAGACCCAACUGGCCGAGACUAAUCAGAAGCUUGAGGAUACUGAGAAGCGCGCUCAAGAGCGUCGUCGUUACUCCUCGAAUUCCCUCUCCGGGCGGCGAAGACGUGGCGGUCAAAGACGCAGUAUUCCAUCUCCUCAUCGGUAUCAUCGACACCCCAAUCAGCAUCAGCAUCUGCAAGGCAGCAGGAUACAUCAGGCCACUAGCAAUAAUUCCACCCUGAGAAUGACGUUGUCCUACACAGAUUUUCCUGCUUCUUCCACAACAACAUUCCAAGCUGCGCAACAACGAAAGCCCCGUAGGGGUCGUCACCGCUAUGGCUCCAAACAGCAUAUCUUUGAGUGCGAGUGCGUUUGCCAGCAGUGUGGUCAAUCUGCUGUCAUGAUCAACAGCAUGUACGACUUCCGACCCAUCGGAGUUCGACCCGAUCCUGAGGGAUGUGCGGCAAGCAGCACCGAUUGUGAAGAGACUGCUGCACCAGCUCCCAAAAGCUACGUGCCCUACUUCACUGAUGAACCCCUCUUCUCGGACUAUGGGGAUAAGAGCGACGAUGAGGAUGACUAUGUUAGGGCGAGAAAAAAACGAUUGAUUGGCGACCAAAAAACAGCCUUUGCAGAGGCCUAUUCGGCCUCAAAGUUGAACUCUGGAACCCUUAUUCAGUUAGCAAUUGUUGAGGCUGAACUGAAAAAUCUUGUACAUUCGUCAUUAAGGAAGGCUGAGGCUGAGGUCGCUGCUCUUCAACGUCGCAUUCGCCUCCUGGAAGAUGAUCUUGAGAGCACGGAUACUCGUCUCACGGAUGCCACCGCCAAGCUGGAGGAAGCCAGCAAGGCAGCUGACGAGAGCGAGCGCUUUCGUCGAGCCUUGCAGUCACGUCAGGUAACUGAUGACACUCGUAUUGAGGAACUGCAACAGAGGAUUCAAAAGACUGCCAAGGAGGCAGCUGAAGCUGAGCGCAAAUAUCAGGAGUCCUCGCGCAAACUCGCUAUGUCAGAAGUGGACUUGGAGCGCGCAGAGUCCCGUCUUGAGGCGGCUGAAAGGUUAUUAUGUAGAUCACGCGUCUUUGCUCUCUAUUUCUAUCAUUGGGUUUGCGCCUGUUGCCUGCACAUGCAUGCACUCAUCCCUUCCUUCCUAUCCCCCCUCUCCGCUCCCAUCCAGGCAACUCAGGAACUUGCAACAGCAGAGGAUGCUUUAGCUGCUGCGGAGAAGCGAGUCGAAGAUGCUGAGGAGAAAAUCCUCGAUCUGGAAGAUGAGCUCCGCAUCGUCGGCAACAACAUGAAAUCCCUUGAGAUCUCCGAGCAGGAGGCGGCACAACGAGAAGAGGCCUAUGAAGAGAACAUUCGUGACCUCACAGAGCGUCUUAAGGCCGCCUCAAAGCAGAAACAGACCUACCAGGCUACCCUGGAGAAGUUGACCAAACAGUUAGCAGAGGCUGAAGACCGGGCCCAAGAUGCCGAGCGCCUUGUCCACACUCUGCAGGGCGAAACCGAUCGUUUGGAGGGUAAGCGGAGGGCUGAGAAGCGCACCGCCCUUGCCGAAUCUGAAGCGUUAAAAAGGCAGGAGGAGCUCGCCCGUCUUGAAGCUGAGCUGGAUGCAGAGAAGACGUUGAAUGCGAGCCUACGAGAGGACAUGGAGGACAUUGCGGCAGAGUUGCAGAGCAUCUGA
Molecule: messenger RNA, 2004 nt
Organism: Echinococcus granulosus
Lineage: Eukaryota; Metazoa; Platyhelminthes; Cestoda; Cyclophyllidea; Taeniidae
Product: Tropomyosin-2
Exons: 13
Coding region: 1-2004 (667 amino acids)
Biological process (GO): muscle contraction; actin filament organization
Cellular component (GO): actin filament
Molecular function (GO): actin filament binding
Source: RefSeq, a predicted model, not a curated record